AUGUCAGGACAAGGGUUAGAAGCCAGUCUAAGGCCAAGUAGAAGCGGGGUUGGUGAGCGGAUUAGUAGAAGUGGGUGUUCCGAACGGAAGCAAGGAGGCUGGGCGAGGAUUAAGCGAGCGGGCGGGGCUCGGCCUGCGGGGGCGGAAGCGCAGCGAAGGCGUAGCCCGACCCAGGCAACCACGGGGGCUGGCGCCGUGGAGCCGCAGAUGGGUUUGCCUGAGCUGCUGCACGUCUUCUCCUUCUUGGAGGCCCGAGACAUGCUCUGCGUCGCCCAGGUGGAUAAGGUCUGGAAUGAGGCUUCAAGGACCAAGGAACUGUGGAGGCAGCUGUGUCUGAGACGCUGGUCCUCCUGUAAAGCCUCCCAGACGACCCUGGGCACACAGACAUGGAAACAGUACUAUCUCUGCUGAUCCGAGCUGGAGUUCCGAAUGGAAUCUGGGUGGCCAGAGAAGGACUUUAUCUGCAAAGCCAUUGCUGGGCACAAAGGAGAGAUAGAUGAGCUGGCCUACAUCUCAACCAAAGAGUACUGGUUUGAUGGGCGGGAGAAGUCCGUGGUGUGCACCGUGUCGUCAGAUGGCACCGUGUGUGCCUGGGAUCUGCAAGAGGGCACGGAGAUCUGUCGAGCCCUCUACAGCCUGCAGCUCUGGUGAAUUUGGUGACUUACCCUCGGCUGCAACUGGUUGUCACCGUGGACGAGCGGGGACUGAUCAAAGUAUGGGAAGCAGAGAACGGGUGUGAGCAAGCCUCCUGCCUGCCUACAUACUCGUCUUCAUUGGAGGCCUGUGACUUUCCAGAAGGCCCCCUCCUGCUGAUGAGUGACCCAGCUCUCAGGAACCUCUGCUGUUUCCCAGGGUCUGUGGACCUGGCACCAGAGCACUGUGCCAGGUGGCACUUCAAGCCAGGCCCUCCACAUGGCAGACCAAGUGACCACAUAAUUCUGCUCAGUCCCCCAAGCUCCUCCUUGCCUGCCACGUGGAGGGCAGACUCCUCAUCCCCCUUCGGCUCUAGUGUGCCACAGCCUGUUCCCUGGCCCCAUCUCUGCAGCCUCUCCCCCUUUCAGAGUGAGGUCCAGCCCUGUGGGCUGCCUGUGUUUUCUUGUCCACGGGCCCCUGCUUUCCUGUCUCCUGGUCCUACUCAUAGUCUUUCUUCCCCUUGCAGUUCCUUCUCACUACUGCAUUCUCACCCUUCUUUCCCCCUUUUCAAGUCUCCAUGAGGGCCCAACUCAAAGGAAAACUGAGGCAUGUUCGACAGAAUGCAAGCAUUUGCCUCAGAUGAUGAAGGCCUUCUGUUGCCAGGACAUUUGUUUUAGAGGUGAUUCUUGGGCAUUGGGAGGGAGCAUUUGGCCAGAGAGAAAUGGCAAAAGUGGGUGUUAGCUGGCAGAUUGAGGAAGUAGCUCUCACCUGGGGGCAGUAUCCUCCUCCUGGAGGGAAGGAGGUCUUUGAAAGUGUGGGCAAACUGGCAUCCCAAAUAUCAAGAUGAGCAGACAUCCAGGAACAGUUUCAUAUGUAAACAGAACUAACUCUGUAAAAGAAC
Eubalaena glacialis (North Atlantic right whale) is the source of this 1534-nucleotide messenger RNA. RefSeq names its product F-box and WD repeat domain containing 12 (gene FBXW12). The transcript is spliced from 5 exons. NCBI's taxonomy places the organism in Eukaryota, Metazoa, Chordata, Mammalia, Artiodactyla, Balaenidae. Gene Ontology annotation, molecular function: protein binding. The record is from RefSeq and is a predicted model, not a curated record.